Messenger RNA from Rhinichthys klamathensis goyatoka, 1085 nucleotides. RefSeq names its product odorant receptor family 55, subfamily C, member 1 (gene or55c1). The transcript has a single exon. Gene Ontology annotation, biological process: G protein-coupled receptor signaling pathway. The record is from RefSeq and is a predicted model, not a curated record. Gene Ontology annotation, molecular function: olfactory receptor activity; G protein-coupled receptor activity. Gene Ontology annotation, cellular component: membrane. Bases 129 to 1073 code for a protein of 314 amino acids. NCBI's taxonomy places the organism in Eukaryota, Metazoa, Chordata, Actinopteri, Cypriniformes, Leuciscidae.
AAUGUUUUGUCAUUGUUUUGUAUAUAUUUAAAACGUUUAUAUUUUUAUGUAUUUGACAUUGAGGUUAACAAGUUUAUUUUUGCUGUUUUAUUUUUGAAGGUCUGUACUACACACUUUAAAAAAGCAGAAUGGGUGACCAAUCAAACAACAACUCUUUUACUAAUUUCCAGUUAAUUGGAUUCACAGACCUUAAAGGGUACCGGCCUCUACUCUUCAUUCCUUUUUGCAUAAUCUUAAUCUAUACAUUAUUUGCUAAUGGCAUUUUGAUUAUUGUCAUUGUAAAACAUAGAAAAUUGCAUGCUCCCAUGUAUAUUUUAAUUGGACUGAUUGCAGCUUUGGGGAUUUUUGUGCCCAUUUACUUUAUUCCAAGGAUGUUGGUCGGUUUUUUGUUGGACUGGAAUACAAUUACACGACAUGAAUGCCUAAUACAAAUGUUUUGUAUGCAUUUUUCUGGUUGUUUUCAGUCCACCAUAUUGCUUGGGAUGGCUGUGGACCGAUAUUUUGCUAUUAUUUAUCCUUUACGUUACAAUGAUUUUGUAAAUAUGACAAACUCACUUAUUUUCUCUGCAGUUCUUAGCAUUCGGAACGCACUUUGCAUUAUUGCCAUGGUUGGUCUAGUUGUGCCACUUACUUUUUGUAGAACAAAUAUGAUUUACCACAGUUUCUGUGAGCAUACAUCUGUUGUCAAUCUAGCUUGUAAUGAUAUUUCUAAAAACUAUUUAGCUCUUACAGUAGCUUUUGGUCUAACAUCUGCUGAUUGUUUUGUGAUAUUCUGCUCUUAUGUCAUCAUUUUUGUAGUUAUAUUUCGCUCUCCUUCUGGUGAAUCCCGCCACAAAGCCAUCCAUACAUGCACCACACACAUAAUGACCAUAGUAAUAGCCUAUAUUAGUGUUACUGCUGCAUUUGUUGGGUAUAGAGUAGCUACAAUACCCCGAGAUAUCCGUAUCUUAACAAGCACAAUGUAUCACCUUGUUCCUGCAAUAUGUAACCCUAUUAUUUAUGGUCUCAGAACCACAGAAAUUAGAACUCAAAUUGUGAAUCUUUUUAAAUUUAAUAAAGUUACUACAUAUUGAUUGUCAAAUACA